AUCCUGUAGUAAAAACCACGUACCGUCCUCUGUGGCACAACGUGAGGCCACACCCACUGCUCAGUGUGACUAAUUAACCCAAAGUCCACAUUCAUGGUCUGAGAAAUACAGCAGACACAGCAGCAGCGUGUGCUUGGGUCGGGGAGGAUCGAUCUGUGAUUAGUCACGUCGUCGCGUCGGGAAGGGACAGUGAUGCGACGAGUGCGUCAGGUCUCACACUGAAUUCAGGCGUUCGAGGAGUCGGCGUCCGCUGCGUUUACCCAUAAGGGGACGUGAAAACUGGAAACAUGCUCCCGAACCUCACGGCCGAGCGGUCGGCGCCCGGGGAGACGGCCUCCGCGGGGCUCGGCGCCGGGACGGCGGCGGCCUGUGCGAUCCUGGGCCUGUGCUUCCUGCUCGGCGCUCCGGGCAACCUGCUGGUGAUCUGGACCAUCCUGCGGCACGUCAGGAAGCGCUCCCACACCGUGGUGCUCAUCCUGCACCUGGCCGCCGCGGACCUGCUGGUGGUGGCGCCGCUGCCGCUGUGGAUCUACUCGCUGGCGCGCUCCUGGGUGUUCGGGGAGGCCUUCUGUAAGGCCCUGGUGUACGUCAUCAGCGUCUGCAUGUUCAGCAGCAUCUUCUUCAUCACCCUGAUGAGCGUGGAGCGCUUCCUGGCCAUCUGCUACCCGCUGGAGAUGCAGCGCUGGAAGGGCACCAGGGCCAUGAACGCGGGGCCCGUGCUGCUGUGGCUCCUCGCGCUGCCUCUGGGAGUCCCUUCGGCCACGGCUCAAACGCUGAGCAGCACCGACGGCGUGGAGCAGUGUUUCUCCAAGAAGUUCAGCUCCGUGGCUCCGGCCGUCGCCCUCCUGUGUCUGGAGACUGUGGGCGGCUUCAUCGUCCCCUUUAUCGUCCUUUCUGUCUGUUACCGUCUGGUGGCUGUGAAGCUCAAGAGGAGGAGCUUCACCUCCAAACAGAAGUCCAUGCGCCUCGUCCACGCUGUGGUCGUCGCCUUCAUUCUGUGCUGGCUGCCCUAUCACAUCGUGAACAUCGUGGACUUCGUCUGCAUCCUCGCGUCGGGCACCAAACACGACUGUUUGCCUCAGAGCGUGGUCUUCGGCUCCGGCGCCCUUGUUUUCGUCAGCAGCUCCGUGAACCCCGUGUUGUACACGUUCUUCGCAAAGAGCCUGAAAGGCAGCCUGAAGGAGUCCGGGCUGGUGCGGCUGUUCCGGGACACGGCCGCUUGGGCCGGCAGGCUGAGGGAGCCGGUGGCACCGCAGCAGAGUGGGCCGAGGCCAGCGGACGCACAGGAGGCGCUGAAGGUUCAGGUUCCAGGUUCAGAACAGUUAAAAUCUGAAUGUGAUCAGUAACGCUGUUGUGCAGUGCAACGAGGAGUAAUUUAUUGCUUUGUGGAUUAGCAGCUUGAGUUUAAGCUUAAUUGUUUGGUUUUUUUUGUCAGAUUUCUGUAAUGAAAGUGCUGCCGUCAUGUCGCGUGCUGCAGGUUUUCCCGUAAACCAUGAGCACUUACAGUCACUAUGGGUCAAAGGUUGGAGCCCAACCUCUUUUCUACUGUGAAUCGGCUUGUGUCUCAUCGAAGAAACAGAAGUGAACGCCUUGAACUCUGUAUGAACUUAUAGUGGCAGAAACACGCUGCUGUCAUUUGGGCCUAAACAUCAGUGGAAAAACACGUGAUCACCCACUGAUUUUGUUGGACAGGAUCUACAAUAUA
This is a messenger RNA of Betta splendens (Siamese fighting fish), 1705 nucleotides long. RefSeq names its product delta-type opioid receptor-like. Lineage: Eukaryota; Metazoa; Chordata; Actinopteri; Anabantiformes; Osphronemidae. Bases 288 to 1346 code for a protein of 352 amino acids. The transcript has a single exon. The record is from RefSeq and is a predicted model, not a curated record. Gene Ontology annotation, biological process: G protein-coupled receptor signaling pathway. Gene Ontology annotation, molecular function: G protein-coupled receptor activity. Gene Ontology annotation, cellular component: membrane.